Molecule: messenger RNA, 2283 nt
Organism: Penicillium pulvis
Lineage: Eukaryota; Fungi; Ascomycota; Eurotiomycetes; Eurotiales; Aspergillaceae
Product: putative pentafunctional AROM polypeptide
Exons: 2
Coding region: 1-2283 (760 amino acids)
Biological process (GO): shikimate metabolic process; chorismate biosynthetic process
Molecular function (GO): shikimate 3-dehydrogenase (NADP+) activity; 3-dehydroquinate dehydratase activity
Source: RefSeq, a predicted model, not a curated record
AUGAGUCCCGUUGUAGCCUCGAAUCCCCGCGGAAAUCCUGAGAAUUCUCCCUUGAGACCUCCAGAUGAGGCUCUGAGCUUUCAUCGACACUAUGAUCCACAAGCAACGCUUUUGCUCGUAGGGUUCUUCGGUGCCGGCAAGAAAACCCUGGGUAUCAUAGCAUCAGUCGCCUUGAGGCGACGCUUUAUAGACUUCGACUUCUAUUUUAAGCAAGAAGUUCAGUCCUCACCACAAGAAUUCAUUGCUCGCCGCGGACUGGCCCAAUAUCGCGAGAUCGAGCUCAAGAUAUCGCGGGAUCUUCUCACUAAAUAUGAUAGAAACUGUGUCAUAGUUGGCCUCGGAGGAUUUGCCAGCCGCCCUCAGCAGACGCUUCUGGCCGAGUUUGCUCAACAUCAUCCAGUUGUCUAUGUGAGGCGAGAUGAACAAGACCUGCGGCAAUUUGUCACCACCAGCCCCGAGAAAUUCGAUCGAAUAUUCGAAUUGGGCAACGAGUUUUUCGAGUCGUGCUCCAACUUUGACUUCUUCAAUCUCACUCAAGGACAGCCUGAUCAGGCGCUGCCCGCGUACCUCAAACUCAAGGAAACGGAGCGUCUAGUCGUGGCAUUUCUGCGUCGGAUAUUUGGAAGCUUCCUCCCUCAGACAUUCUCUGCAGACCUGCUCUCUCCGGCACAUACCUUUUCCUUGCAGGUUCCUCUAGCCUGGCUUGAUGAGAUAAGUCCAGACUUGGGCUUACUAGAGACUGGUGCCGAUGCUAUCGCCCUAUUAAUAACGCCCUCCGACAUACAUUCGACUCGACUAGCAUCUAGGCUUUCUCAGCAUAUAGCAACUUUGCGGAAGCAUUCCCGGGUUGCAAUAAUCAUCGACAUGGCGGCAAUCACUUCCAAGUCGCUGGAUUCCAGGACCCAUGAGAAGAUACUGGAAACGAUUGUCCGCCUUGCUCCUGACAUCCUUAUUAUACCGCUCGACUUCAAUACCGAAAUUCUGGAAAAGCUGAACUGCUCGAAGGGAUUUACAAAAGUCAUUGCUUAUUUCCACGAAAAAGCCCCAGUGGGAUCGCAACGAAAUUCUCUCACACCUUUGAUUCUCCGUGAACGGACGCGAUCAUUACGAGUAGAUGCAAUUCGCAUCACUGGAGAAUCUGAAUACCCAGAAGAUAAUCUUCAAUGUGUUCCAUUUUUUAAAGAAGCGGUCGCCAUCAUGGAUGUUCCUGUCGUUGCAUAUAACACAGGACCCGUCGGCCGAUCCUCGAUCUGCUUGAACCCUACUUUGUCACCAGUAGUCCUGCCAUCUAUGCAGCCUGAUGGACUCACCGUGCAGCAAGCACAGCAGGCAAUGACAGCAUUUUUUCUUCUGCCCAAAAAAAAGUUCACCAUCUUUGGACAGAGUGUGAAGUACAGUCUUUCGCCAGAAAUGCAUCACGCAGCGUAUGAAUAUUGUGGACUACCACAUACCUACGACACCUUCCAGGCCGAUAAUAUUUCCGCGAUUCAUGGGGUUUUGAAUGAUGCAGACCGUGGUGGUGUUACCAUCUCUCUUCCUUUUAAAUCUGCAAUCCUGCCUUUCAUUGAUGUGAUCACCCCGGAUGCAGACGAUAUGCAGGCUGUGAAUACAGUUGUAAUAGAGCAAAAAACUCAGUCUGAUGGGUCACGGGUCACCAUACGGAAGGGUUAUAACACAGAUCACAUCGGAAUUAGAGAUUGCAUCGAUAAACAUCUCUCUCCAGCCAACGCAGUGCGGGAUGGAACCACAGCCCUGAUCGUAGGCGCUGGAGGGAUGGCCCGCGCAGCGAUCUAUGCUUGUUACGAGCUCGGCGUUCAACGCAUUUUCAUUUAUAACCGCACACCCGAAAAUGCGCAAAAGCUCGCAGAUUAUUGGAACAAGUGGGCUCAUUCCAAGCCUGGUGUCAAUUUACAAGUUGAUAUCCUCCGGUCAGCGGAUUCCUGGCCUGCAGAUCUUCGUCUGCCAACCAUUGUCGUGCCCUGCAUUCCACCCUUCCAAAUCGGUAGUGAACACCCGGUGGUAUUCCAAAUUCCAGAUCAAUGGCUUGAGAGCCGGACAGGUGGAGUCUUUGUCGAGGUUGCUUAUGGCCCUUUCAAAACGGAUUUAAUGAAGCAGAUGCUCCCUCGUGCAUCGAAAGGCUGGGUCGUCGUGAGUGGGCUGUUGGUUCUUGUUGAACAAGGUAUCGCCCAGUAUGAAAUAUUUACGAAGCGGCCUGCACCCGUUCAUGUUAUGCAGCGUGUUAUCCGGGAACAAUCCAUCAAAUAUGGAUUUGUUCAUCAAUGA